Nomia melanderi (Alkali bee) is the source of this 2213-nucleotide messenger RNA. RefSeq names its product 3'-5' ssDNA/RNA exonuclease TatD. Gene Ontology annotation, cellular component: cytosol. Gene Ontology annotation, molecular function: single-stranded DNA 3'-5' DNA exonuclease activity. The record is from RefSeq and is a predicted model, not a curated record. Lineage: Eukaryota; Metazoa; Arthropoda; Insecta; Hymenoptera; Halictidae.
GAAAAUUUAUUAUAUGAUUCAACAGUGCGAUGAGCCCCUUGUGCAUACGUUUCACAGUGAACCAACUUAUUAAAUGUAUAUGUAUACAUAUGACACGCAGUGCAACAGUGUGAUUUCUGUGUACAUAUCCUUGUUAUACCUUUGGGCAUUAAUAUGUGUGUACAUUAGUGUUAUAAAUUUAAGCUGAAAAUCUUCGAAAGGUUUUAACUCGUUUGAUAAAAUACUUUUACGUAGGAAGUAGCGUAUUGUUAUAAGUGUUACAAGAACUUGGAUGAUGACAAAAUAAUAUCGACUGAUUGGCAGCAGAUGCAUUUUACAUUUUAUCAUAUUGUAAUUAAAAAUUGAGGAAUGGCAGAAAAUGCUACUGCAUCGAAUGUAGAGGAAAAAACUAUUUCCUCAGCUAUGACACAGUGCUAUGAAAAUUAUAUCAUAGUUGAUGUUGGUGCCAACCUUACAAAUAAAAAGUAUAGCAGAGAUUUAGAUAGUGUAAUUCAAAGAGCAAAAGAUGCUGGUGUACAGAAAAUUAUGGUAACUGGUGCAAGUAUUCGAUCUAGUAAAGAAGCAUUACGAUUAACUAGAAUAUAUCCUGGUACUCUUUAUUCUACUGCUGGUGUACAUCCUCAUGAUGCAAAAUCAUGGGAAAGUCCAGAUACUUUACAAGAACUUGAGACUAUAGCUAGUAAUCCAGAAUGCGUAGCAAUAGGAGAAUGUGGUUUAGAUUACAGUCGUGACUUCUCCGAUCCUGAAACACAACGUGCUGUGUUUCAUAAACAAGUAGAACUUGCGUGUCAGUUAAAUAAACCACUAAUAAUACAUGAAAGAGGAGCUCAAGCGGAUGUUUUAGAAGUUCUAAACCAUUAUAAAAAUUGUUUACCGCCAGUUUUAAUUCAUUCAUUUAUCGGAACUGCAGAAGAAGCUCAAGUGUAUUUAGAUCGUGGCUUUUACUUAGGAAUUACAGGAUAUUUAUGUAAAGAUAAAUCUGAUAGUGGAAUAAGACAAUUAUUGGAAAGAGGUCUCGCACCUUUAGAAAGAAUAUUAGUAGAAACAGAUGCACCAUUUAUGUAUCCUAAUACUAGAGCCAGUAAGCUACCUGUACACGUUAAAGAUGCUCUCACUGAACGAUCUAUGACAUUUCUUCAUCGUUAUUGUACUUUUCAACGUAACGAACCAUGUGCCUUACCAGCAAUAGUGGAAAUGGUAGCAGCAUUUAUGCAAAUCACUCCAGAAGAAGUUGCUUUAGCUACUGCUUUCAAUGCUUUAAAAUUAUUUGGCUUAAAUCAGUAACAUUAAGAAUCACUUUUUAUCUGAAAAUGGUGCUAAUUGGUGCUAUUUAACAUCUUAAUUAUCCAAUUAAAAAUAUUGUCUUUUUUUAUGUUUAAAAUCAUUAUUUGUGUGUCCAGAUAAGUGUACCUCUUAUAAUAACAAUGGCAUACAAUUAAUUUAUAUAUAUAUAUAUAAAUAUAUAUAUAUAUAAAAGGAACAGUAAUCGUGGCAAUUGUCAUUAAAUUUUUACCUUAUUUAUAUGUUAUUCAUAUGUUUAUGCAAUAAUACUCGACUAUAUAUUAAAAUUAGUACCGCAUCAAACAUUUCAUUUAUUAUAGUAUAACAGAUAUUUUUUAGGAAUAUGUAUGAGAUACAUAAAGGCCGAAAUCAUACAAUUUUAUUGUUGAUGUUAUAUUUUCAUAUAAAUAAAUUGUUACAUUGAUGUACAAAUAUUGUCAAUUUAUUUUAAACAGGGAAUCCCAAUUUCCCAAAAAUCUAACGAAACAAAUAUUACAUAAUGGUAUUUACAAUCAUUGCACCUAGAAAGUAUUCAAAAUGGAAUUAUUAUUAUUAAUAUAUACUUACACUCUUUUACAUUAAAAUUUUUAUUAAUUACACUAUAUCUAAAAUUAAAUUUUUCUUAUUUCAUUAUUACAUACUUUUAAAUUUGGAAGUAAUUUUAAAAGAUAUGAUUUCUUUUCAUUGUUGGGUAAUCUCCACCAUGUAUCUGCACUUAUCUGAACAAUCGUAUAUCCUGUUAAUUUUUCAAGUGAUUUCACACAUAUUUCCCAUGUAGAAUGAUAUCUCCCUGAAUUUUUACAAAUUACUGACGUUGGAACAGAUAAAAUAAGUAUUCUGUAAAAAAUAAAGAUAAUUUGUAUGUAUGACUGGAAAUUCUUAUAAAAAUUUCGUUAACAUACGAAACUUUAUACCUGGAAUAUUCUAAGGGA